This is a messenger RNA of Cavia porcellus (domestic guinea pig), 828 nucleotides long. Its product is annotated as regenerating islet-derived protein 3-beta-like. The transcript has 6 exons. Gene Ontology annotation, biological process: antimicrobial humoral immune response mediated by antimicrobial peptide; positive regulation of cell population proliferation; response to peptide hormone. Lineage: Eukaryota; Metazoa; Chordata; Mammalia; Rodentia; Caviidae. Bases 80 to 607 code for a protein of 175 amino acids. Gene Ontology annotation, molecular function: oligosaccharide binding; peptidoglycan binding; signaling receptor activity. The record is from RefSeq and is a predicted model, not a curated record.
GCUUUGCUGCCCUAACAGUCAUCAGGUUCUAGCAAGAGGCAAGAGAGAGAAUCUGAUUGUCUCAUCUCUCACUGACACAAUGCUGCCAUCCACGGCUCUCAGAGGCAUGUCCUGGGCGCUGCUGUCCUGCAUGAUGCUCCUUUCUCAGGUGCAAGCUGAAGACUCCCAGGAUAAAAUCGCAUCUCCACGCAUCAGUUGUCCCAAAGGCUCCAAAGCUUAUGGCUCUUAUUGCUAUGCCUUCUUUAAGACACCAAAGUCUUGGGUUGAUGCUGAUUUGGCCUGUCAGAAGCGGCCCUCGGGACAUCUUACAUCUGUGCUCAGUGGCGCUGAGGGAUCCUUCGUGUCUUCCCUGAUCCAGAGCACUGUGACCAGCUAUCAAUAUGUUUGGAUUGGACUCCAUGACCCAACACUGGGCCAAGAACCCAAUGGAGGUGGAUGGGAGUGGAGCAGCACUGACGUGCUGGAUUACUUCAACUGGGACAGGAAUCCUUCCACUGCCUCUGACCGUGGUUUCUGUGGAAGCGUGUCACGAAUCUCAGGAUUUCUGAAGUGGAGAGAUUAUAAGUGUGAUGUACAGUUGCCUUAUGUGUGCAAGUUCAAGAACUAAAGUCGACAUUCAGUAUCCUCCAAUUGUGUGCAACUCAUCAUGAAAAAGAGUCCAAUUUGUGAAGACCUAUCUAGGAAGAAAACACUCUUCUUCUACCCCAAAAACCUAAAUCCUCCUGGUAAUCUUGACUUUUCUACUUUGCUCUCUACCCAGGUGCUUUUCUGUAUGUUAUGACAUAAAGAUUCAGAGAAAAAAUAAUAAAAUUUUUGUUUAUACCAGUA